Molecule: messenger RNA, 3652 nt
Organism: Anguilla rostrata (American eel)
Lineage: Eukaryota; Metazoa; Chordata; Actinopteri; Anguilliformes; Anguillidae
Gene: fbxw8
Product: F-box and WD repeat domain containing 8
Exons: 11
Coding region: 1061-2986 (641 amino acids)
Molecular function (GO): protein binding
Source: RefSeq, a predicted model, not a curated record
ACCUGUUGCUGGUUUCGCUGUUGCAAAGGAAAGUGCGCCUACAGGUGUCGCCUUCUAACAAGCAGCAAAAAGGCGGUAAUCUGUAUCGCUGUGCAUACGGUGUAAAAGCCUCGAAUCAAGACUUUUCUGUUUCUCGGUGCGCUCUUACUUGAGCCCCGGUCCCCAAUAGCCUUGCCUUUUUCCAACUGAUCUCCAAUCCAUCUCAGACGUGAAGCAAGCAUCUGUGCCCCGGAGCAGGGCUCUGAUCCCUGGACGCUAAUAGAGUCGCCUGCUGGAGGCAAAGUCUGGUCUAUUGGGAGACAACACAUUUCUGUUUAAAAUGUUUUAUCUUUUUUUCCCCUCCUACCGUCUCACACUCUUUGUGUGGAAAGCGAUCCCCGUAGCUGUCUGGAUCAAAUCUUCGCUGUGUUUGUUUCUCUCUGCUGUAUUAUUUAUUAAAGUGUCACAUGAUGUGGGGUUUACAUCAUCUUUUCCCCAAAGAGAAAGGUAAUCAUUAACUCUUGAAGCGCUCGCCUUGUCUAACGAACCUUUGUCAUUCUUUUACAGGUGGAUGCUAGAAAAUAUUUGGUGCAUUUCGAAUGCAAAAUCAUUUAGGCUAGCACACAAAUAUUAAUUUAGCAUAUUGUACGAUUGUAUAUACCGCACUAUAUAGGCUAGGAGGUUAAAAUCAUUUACAGAAAUGUAUCGAACUUAUUAAAAAUAUGCAUAAUAAGGAAUGAUAACGAUGGUGGUUCAUCGCAUUUGUGAAAUCGUAUGGUAGGCUAAGUAUAUAGUAUAGUAUGCGAUGGGAACAUGUUUCUUGUCCAGAAAAACAAAGCCGUGUACAAUUUCAUAAACAAAGCUUUUGCUAGUUGAACAGCGACAGACGGUCAGGCUUACGCAUUGUGGAACAAAGUUUGGCUCAGCACACUCUUCCAGCCGGACUGUUUUUGAAGAUGGAGCCAUGGUUUCCGUAGGUGGCUAUAAUGUUAGCUCGCUGGUAAGCUAGCUAAAGUCGCCUUACGUUACCCGCUGGAAUAAUGAAAUAAACCUAAGUGUUGCUACGGUUUUCAAAACUGAGAUGGAAGGAGAUGAGUUGCAUACGUUUAGAGAGCAGUGGGAAAAAGAAUUAAAGAAAACGACCAAGAAUGCAAGGAAGAACGUCACUAAGAGUACUCACUUCACGUCAACAAACGAAGACACUAAAAAUCGCUAUUUCGUGGACCAUCAAAAAGAAUCUGUGCACACAAGAAACCAGAAUAAAUGUGUAUCUGAGCCCCAGGAAAGCAGCAGCAACCAAAGUUCGCGGGAGGAAACUGAAUGGGAAGCAUCAAGUGACCCCACGUCAGUGAAGUCUGCAACUGAUCAACGGGACGCAAAUUACCAACCAGAAUAUGUGUCGAUAGCGGAGGGUCUUUUGGACGGCAGGACCAGUCCAUUGCGGGACAGAAUUCAGGCUGAGAGGCAGCGAGGGAAGAGGCAGUUUGAUGUCGGGGCAAAUGUAAAUCACAGUCGAGCAAUCCAAAAACAGCCGCAGUGCAAAGUGGCUAGAGGUGACGCAUUUGUGGAACAAUUAAUUCAGGACUUGAAUGAAAUUAAUGAUAUUCCAUUCUUUGACGUGGAGCUACCCUAUGAGUUGGCAUUGAAGAUAUUCCAGUAUCUCAGUCGGGCAGAACUAGGGCGGUGUGCUCAGGUAAGCAAAGCUUGGAAGGUUCUGGCUGAAGAUGAGCUCCUCUGGUACGGCCUGUGUUUGAAGGAGGGCUAUCACAGUGAUUCUGGUGUCUCUGACUCUCCUUGCUGGAAGAGUACCCUGCGAGACUGCCUGGAAAAUGAAAGAGACCUACGAUACAACUGGAAGGUAUGGCACUCAUAUCACGCUCAGACAUCCUGUGCACAGUAUGUGAUUGCUGGGUACACGUCGGGGGACGUCCGGCUGUGGGACACCCUGCACUGGGACUCCGGGGCCUCGUACCUGCGCCCCACUCACCUGGCCAUGGGCGUGGCCACAAGGCCGCACGUGAGCCAGGUCAGCGUCAACGAGACCGUGGCGGCCGCCGCGUACGACGACGGUGAGAGCGAGAUUAGUGACGGACACCGCGACCGUCCCUCCACGGGCCUGCCGGAGCGGAUAGCUGCGACGCUGGCCUGCCCCGUGGAGAAAGGCUACUGGAGGACACUGUGUCAGGCGGAGCUCCCGAAACCUGUGGAGUCUCUGCUCCUGGUCCCAGAGAAGCGGGGCGCGCCCCUGGCGGCGGCGUCCGCCGGCGACACCGUGUACCUGCUCCGGCCCGAGCGGGACCCCGGAAUCCUGCACUCGGUCUACGGGCACCCGGUCACCUGCCUGGACGCCGACCCGUCCCGGGCGGCCCUGGGGGUCAAGAGCAGCGGCUGGGCCAUGCACGACGGCGGCAACAAGAUUCACGUGUACAGCUUAGAGACGGGCCAACCGGAAGCUUCCGUGGGCAACUCUGCGGGCGACUUCACCUGCGUCAAUCUGAGAGACAGCCCCGCCCACCUGCUGGUGUGCGGCAACAAAGACAGAAGGGUGCGCGUCUUCGACCUGCGCUGCGGCGGCGGCUCGCCCGUGACCUCGCUGUACGCCCACCACCUGGGCGUGACCGCCGUGCAGGCGGACGACUGGAAGGUGGUGAGCGGCGGCGGGGAGGGGCUGGUGUGCGUGUGGGAGAUGAGGACCGGAGCCAAGCUGUGGGAGAGCCACAACAGGCACCCCGUACGGCACGUGCACUUUGGCCCCCGCACCCUGGUGACGGCCAACGUCCCGGACGAGAAGUCGCCCCGCGGGGCCUGCAUCACCGACGAUGACCUCACCGCCCACCGCAGACACAGGGGGGUCAUCUGCCUCUACGACUUCUCCGUGGACACGUCCGCUGCCGACCACGUCCUGCCCAUCUGCCGGUCCGGCUACGUGGAGUCUUCCGGAUACAACUACAACAUCGGCCUGGCGAUGCCGUACGACGCCCUCGCGGGGGUGCAGGCUCCCGUGUGACUCGCCGUGGCCAAUCCUGACUGAGCACCCGCCGGCUUCAUUUCAAAACCUUCCUCACCAAAAUCUUCCCCCUCUUUUUAAAGUCACUAAGUUAUUUUUUCCAGGGUGUUCUUCUAAAAGAAGAGUCCGCUCAUGAACUGCAUGGAGGUCUAUGGCAGUGGAACUCUAUGGCAGCGGAACUCUAUGGCAGUGGUACUCUGGUCUCAUUUUAACAGGAACUGCCCUGACCGAAUCACUUCUGAACCCUGCAACCCCCCUCUCAGAAUUUAGCAGUCGCUUCACUGCAGGUUAAAUGGUCUGAUUCCAAGUGAAAUUACAGUAAUGAUAUCGUUCCAUGUUUUUUCAGGAUAAAGUUAUGGAGCAGGAUACAGGUGGGGCAGUGUUUAUUUUGGAGAAGGUGUCAUAAAUUGAUUCAUUCAGCAGAUACGAUUCUGUCUGGAUCUACUAUAGGUUGGCCACUAUGUGCUUUGUCAUUAAAUUUUUAACAAAAUCAAGCAGCAUUAAGCUUUUCUAUUGCUUAUACAACUAUAGCACUACAGUGUUCCCUGAAAUGACUGUAAAAAAUGACUGUAAGUAAUAAAGAAGGCAGUGCUCGAUCAGUCCAGUCCAAGUUAAGCACAAAGCACAUUGUGACUUGACUGAAUCGGUGCCUCAAGUUUUGUGUAA